Salvelinus namaycush (lake trout) is the source of this 1389-nucleotide messenger RNA. RefSeq names its product ankyrin repeat domain-containing protein 1-like. Gene Ontology annotation, biological process: regulation of transcription by RNA polymerase II. The transcript is spliced from 9 exons. Gene Ontology annotation, molecular function: RNA polymerase II-specific DNA-binding transcription factor binding. The coding region runs from base 1 to 927 and encodes 308 amino acids. NCBI's taxonomy places the organism in Eukaryota, Metazoa, Chordata, Actinopteri, Salmoniformes, Salmonidae. The record is from RefSeq and is a predicted model, not a curated record. Gene Ontology annotation, cellular component: nucleus.
AUGGAUCCUGCCACUGCAGAAAAUGUUACCGCCAAAAAAUGCGAGGGCAACGAGCCUGGAGAAGAGGAGUAUUCAGAGGGAGAAUACGAGACAUCAGUUAACCAGGAGAAACAAGAUGACCUGCGAUCUCACAAGGACAGCCUGGCUAACACGGAUGUCCCCUUGAAUUUAAAUGUAGACAAAUCUGGACAUCUGAGGUUAGAGACAAUUGAUGACCUCCAGAAUAUUCUGCAACUGAGGAAGUCAAGAAAGAGAGCGAGAAGAGUACAAGUUUGCAAGCCACCACCCCCACCAGAGACUGUGCCUUAUUAUGUGAAUGAGGAAGAUUUCUUCAAGGCCUGCGAGGAGAACAAACUGCCAUUGAUCGAGAGGUAUCUGGAAAAAUCGGGAGAUAUCAACGCUUGUGACAAUUUCAGACGCACAGGCCUGCACAGAGCUUGCAUGCAGGGACACGUGGAUGUUGUGAAGAGGCUACUGGAGGCUGGAGCUUCAAUUGAGUACAAAGACAAGCUGGAUGCUACUGCUGUCCACUCUGCCUGCCGAGGAGGAAGCAUGUCUGUGUUACAACUGCUGCUCAACCAAGACGGCAGCUUCUCUGCCAGGGAUAAGCUCCACAGCACUCCCCUUCAUGUUGCAGUGAGAACCGGUCACUAUGAAUGUGCUGAACAACUAGUCCACUGUGGAGCUGACGUCAAUGCCAAAGACAGGGAAGGAGAUACUCCCAUGCACGAUGCAGUGAGACUGAACAGAUUCAAAAUCAUCCAACUACUCCUGCUUCAUGGAGCCAAUCCAAAACUCAAGAAUUGUGUGGGAAAGUCACCAUUAGAAAGCACUCUGGAGUGGCAGAGUGGGGCUAAAUCGAUUCUCAGCAACUUCAAGGAUGAUGUAAAAACUCCAGUCAAGUCAAGUAGAGUCCUGUUCAGUUAAAUUACAUUUUAUACAGGUCGCAACUCACUCAGAAUGAGUAGAUAACAGCGAAAGAUAGCCCAGUUCCUUUGUGCAGAGUAGUUGUCAAAGUGAUUAUUUAUCUGUUGAUUAAAGACAUACAGCCUCCAAGGUUUCAUCAUAGAUGAAGAGGCGAAGGGAGAGGAUUUACUCAGCCCACAAUCUGUCUGCGUGAGAUAAGCCCUCUCCAUUGUUAGAGCGGUCAUGCGACUAUCUUGUCAAUAGAUCAUCUUUGGUUUAAUUUACGCUAGGCUGACUUCAAGGACCGGAGUCAAUUUUUGUGAACUAGCAGAGGUUUGGUCUGGAACUUUGAGAUAACUGCAUUUGCUCCCAAGGAUGUUUGUUUCUUUAUAGGCAGCUUAUUGGAAGUCUGAAAUGCUCAAGGUUGACAAAUAAACUAUGGGGGGAAAGAGAAAGUUCAACGUUUGGAAAAUGUGACUUGCC